AUGAAACAAAAAAAUCGUCCGAUAAUACACACAAACUUCCAGAAGGUUCAACAAUGGCAUGCUAAAAUCUACAUAUUUUUCGUGUAUACAGGGACGGACUUAAAUGGACAUAACGAAAUGGCAGGCAGUAUCGUUUUUAUACCUAAUAAUAGAAAAGUCAAAUCUUCAAUAUCACAUAUCUCAGACACUAUUAAACAUAUUUUGAUGGAGUUUUAUAAAAUAAUUACUUAGGGGGACGUAACGAUUUUUUUAAAUUCUUGUGUUUAAUCAAAGUGAACACAUUUCGAGCUUAAUAUUGAAAUUUGACUAUGUAUAGAUUGAUUGCGCCUUUUUUGAUUUUCAUAUUAAAGGUUUUUAUUUAUUCAGAUACGUUUUUUUAUUAGUUUAUGUGACACACAACUCAAUACUUCGAUCAUUGCCAACAUGAUUUCAUCAACAUUUUAUGAAAUAGUGCUUAGAGUUGAACUGAAGAUAUUUUGUGCUCUCCAAAUUCUAGGGCCAAAUGUAGCUUUUUCAACCCCCUCUAGCGGCUUUGUAAAUAUCAGGUAACCAAAUAAGUUCGUGCGGUUUUUAGUAGAAAAAUAUAAAUUUUUAUUGAGAAACAAUAAGACACCAUUUAUUCGUCGAAUUACCAUCACAUUCAAUGACCUUUUCCCAACGUGAAACCAAUUUUUGUAAGCCGGUAUUGUAUUAAAAAGGUGAUAAUCACUGGGCGAAAUGCUGGGAAAAUAUGGCGGGUGCGGUAACGUUUCCCAGCCGAGUUCAGAAAUUUUUUCUCGGGUCACCUUUGCGGUGUGAGGCUUGGUGUCAUCCUGCAAGAAUAUCACUUUCUUCGGAUUGAUCAAAGAAGGCUGUUUCUGGAUAAGUGCUGCUUGUACUCGUUGAAGCUGCUCACGAUUCAAGUUAGCAGUGAUGGUUUGGCCCCUUUCCGAGGACUCAUAAUGGAUAAUUCCAGUUGCUGUCCACUAAACACACAACAAAACCUUGUUUGGGUGCAAGGAAGCCUUGGGCGUGCAUGGUACCGACUCAGUAGGCGACAACCAAUUAUACGAAAGCUUAAAAUUCGAAUACAAGAUCCAUUUUUCGUCGCAGGUUAAUAACCGAUUAAGAAAUGGUUUAUUAGCGUUGCGUGAAAUGUUUGCUGAACAAAUGGUAAGACGAUUUAAUUUCUGAUGAAGAUGCAAACGAAUAGCUUCAGGACUCACUCUGAACAUUUCUGCAAGUUCUUGGCAUGUUGUCUUGGGAUUUGCGUCCACAACCUGUCGAGCAUCCUCGUUGUUCAUGAUUUUUGGUCUCCCUGAGCGCG
Acanthoscelides obtectus is the source of this 1306-nucleotide messenger RNA. The record is from the annotation of a GenBank genome assembly. Lineage: Eukaryota; Metazoa; Arthropoda; Insecta; Coleoptera; Chrysomelidae.